Messenger RNA from Ruditapes philippinarum (Manila clam), 1803 nucleotides. RefSeq names its product endoglucanase E-4-like. Gene Ontology annotation, biological process: carbohydrate metabolic process. The transcript has 13 exons. The record is from RefSeq and is a predicted model, not a curated record. Bases 30 to 1736 code for a protein of 568 amino acids. Gene Ontology annotation, molecular function: hydrolase activity, hydrolyzing O-glycosyl compounds; polysaccharide binding. Lineage: Eukaryota; Metazoa; Mollusca; Bivalvia; Venerida; Veneridae.
UUUUGGAUCGGAGCGGUCGCAUACAGGACAUGAACAGAUUCAUCCUCCUGAUAAGCCUCUAUGGCUGGGUGUCUGGAUACUCUUUACAUUUAACGAAAGAGCCAGAUUCACCAAGUAAUCUGCAUGGUACCGUAAAUAUUCCAAUAACAGAACGUACAAAUGGAUGGAAGAUAAUUAUAACGUUCACCGGACCAAUCUCAAACCUUGACAUAUGGGCUGGUACCGUCUUUUCGGAAUCUAGCGACAUGACAACGUUUACAAUUGUUAAUCGAGUAGAUAACGGAGUGUUGGAUACAGGAAGCAACCUGGAUAUCAGUCUGUAUGUGAACUAUACGGGAUCAACAACACCAACUGCAAAAGCCGAAUUUUAUAAUCUUGGACAUGAUCCGUUCGUACCUCCAACCGCCAUGCCUAACACUGACGGUACUAAGUACAACUUGAAUGAAGUUCUUGAGAAAUCGAUACUGUUUUAUGAGGCACAGAGAUCGGGGAAAUUACCUCCUUCAAAUCGUAUACCCUGGCGGGGAGAUUCGGCGUUACAAGACAUGGGAGAUAAUGGCGAGGAUCUUACAGGAGGAUGGUAUGAUGCGGGUGAUCAUGUCAAAUUCAACUUUCCACAAGCUGGAACAGUCACCAUGUUGGCCUGGGGACUACUUUCCUUCACGGACGCGUAUGAUGAUGCUAACCAGCUUCAAAAUAUGUACGACUGUAUUAGAUGGCCUUUAGACUAUCUAAUGAGAUGUCACGUGACUCCAAAUGAAUUCUAUAUACAGGUAGGAAAUGGUAACUUAGAUCACCAGUUUUGGGGCAGACCUGAAAAUAUGACAAUGCACAGACCUGCAUUUAAAGUUGACGCGCAGCAUCCAGGAAGUGACGUAGCAGCAGAAACAGCCGCAGCGUUCGCUGCGAGCUAUUUGGUAUUCAAGGAUGGAGACAGCGCAUACGCAGCAAAAUUACUACGUCAUGCAAAGGAACUAUUUACUUUUGCCACCACAUAUCGAGGUCGAUAUUCUGAUUCCGUACCGGAAACGGGUCCAUUUUAUGGUUCAGAUGAGGAGAGGGACGAGCUGAGUUGGGCUGGAGCCUGGUUGUACAUGGCGACUAAAGAGGCCAAAUAUUUGCAAUCGGCUGAGGCUAACUAUAUAGGAGGCGUGGCAUGGGGUCAUGGCUGGGGGUCAAAGAUUCCAGGGAGUAUGGUUUUACUUUACAAGUUGACUAAGAAAGACGUCUAUAAAAAUGACAUUGAAGCUACUUUUAAAUCCUGGCUUCCUAAUGGAACUGUGCCCUACACACCGAAAGGAUUUGCUUUCAGAAAUAAAUGGGGAAGUCUUAGACAUACAGCAAACAUGGCCUUCAUAGCAAUCAUGGCUUCCUUGGAGAACAUUAAUUCAGAUGCGUACAGACAAUGGGCGGAGACUCAGAUAAACUACAUGCUUGGUGAUGCUGGCAGAAGCUAUGUUGUUGGGUUUGGUAAUAACCCGCCAACACACCCGCAUCAUCGAGCAAGCUCAUGUCCAAUGUGGCCGGCGCCAUGUUCGGAUUACAACCUGAACACGGACGCCCCCAAUCCGCACGUGCUUUACGGAGGCCUUGUUGGUGGACCUGGUGAGAAAGAUGAAUAUACAGAUGUGAGGACGGAUUAUGUCAGAAAUGAAGUAGCUAUUGACUAUAAUGCAGGUUUUCAAUCGGCUGUGGCAGGUCUUAAGGCAAUGUACUUGAGAGGUGAAAUGCCAUAACUUUAUAUGAUUUAAGGCAUGAUAAUGUAAAGGAUGUGAACAGUAAAUAAAAUAUUUAUGAAUUGAA